AUGGCCGCAUACCAGCCCGCUAUCUUGUCAGCCUCACUUGGCCGAGCAUGGGUACAUGAGUUUGCCGAGAAAGCUAAGCAGGCUUCAUGCCAAGGAUUCCAAGGCAUCGAAGUCUUUUACGAGGAUCUCGAGUACGAAGCAAAAAGACUACACAAUGUUGAAACUCCAAGCGAUGGCCAGAUACUGUCAGCAGCAUCCAGUAUUCGACAGCUGUUGGACGAGUUGAACCUCACAGUAAUUGGUCUCCAACCCUUUUUAUUCUACGAGGGUCUGUUGGACCGUGAACAGCACGCCCGCCUGAUCGAAAAGAUAAAACUGUGGUUCAAAAUAGCCAAACUUCUGGGAACCAACACAAUCCAGAUUCCCGCCAACUUCCUCCCUGCUGAUCAACUGACUGGCGAGAUGGAUGUCAUUGUCAGUGAUCUGGUCGAGCUCGCCGAUAUGGGACUCGAACAAGACCCUCCGAUUCGUUUCGCAUACGAAGCUCUGUGCUGGAGUACACAUGUCGAUACCUGGGAGAAGUCAUGGGAAGUAGCCCAGAAGGUUAACAGGCCCAACUUUGGCCUUUGUCUCGAUACCUUCAAUAUUGCUGGGCGCGUCUGGGGUGAUCCUGCAUCACCAACCGGCAUGACACCCAAUGCAGACCAAGACAUGAAAGAAUCUCUCGAAAGACUUGUUCGAGAUGUCACUUUGGACAAGGUGUUUUACAUCCAAGUUGUUGAUGCGGAGAGAAUGGAAUCGCCUCUGGUCAAGGGUCAUCCAUUCCACGUGGAGGGAAACCCUGCAAGAAUGAAUUGGUCAAGGAAUGCUCGAGCCUUUAUGUACGAGGAGGAUCGUGGCGCGUAUCUUCCGGUAGAGAAGAUUGCCAAGGUAUUGAUCCAGGACAUGGGAUACAAGGGAUAUGUCUCUAUGGAGCUCUUUUCAAGAACAAUGUCUGAAGAAGGCAAAGAUGUGCCCCAGAAGCACGCUGAGAGAGGCAUUAAAGCUUGGCACAAGCUUGUUGAGCGGCUGCAGUUGAACUGA
Messenger RNA from Fusarium pseudograminearum CS3096, 1023 nucleotides. RefSeq lists its product as uncharacterized. NCBI's taxonomy places the organism in Eukaryota, Fungi, Ascomycota, Sordariomycetes, Hypocreales, Nectriaceae. The coding region runs from base 1 to 1023 and encodes 340 amino acids. The transcript has a single exon. The record is from RefSeq and is a predicted model, not a curated record.